Molecule: messenger RNA, 480 nt
Organism: Cooperia oncophora
Lineage: Eukaryota; Metazoa; Nematoda; Chromadorea; Rhabditida; Trichostrongylidae
Source: the annotation of a GenBank genome assembly
AUGACCCCUGAGCAGAUGGAGACGGUGCAGAAUCUUCCUCCACCGGAUCUGCCUAAUGGAUACGAGAUAGGUUCUGCUGAUCCAGAAUGUGAUGCCGAAGUGGUCACUAAAACAUGGAUUCACGCCGGUCCGAACGAGGAGGAACAAACAAGAGCUAAACUCAAGCAUUUCCCAUCCAGCUGCGUUCGCUACGAUGGCAAAGCUGUGGGCUUCGAAAUGAUUGAUCCGAUAGGUGUUCUCAACCACUUGUUCGUAUUGGAGCCACAUCGCAAUAAGGGAUUGGGCAAUAUAAUUGAGCUGGAUUUAGCGCGGAAGAUGAUUAGAAAAGGUCUCAAAGUCUCCAAAUGUGUCGAGCUGUACAACACCGCCGUCCUAUCAGGGAGCGCUCGAUCUCCAUACUGGACGACGGCGACGGAUGUCAACGGCGAAGAUAUUAUUUAUGUAUUUUAUGGCGGUCACAAAGGAAUAAAUUGUACAUAA